AUGUCAUUAAAAGCAUAUGAAGACGCUUGUAUUAGGGCAGAAUUAUUUGGACAACCUUUACCAAACAAGGAAGAAUUUUUGGAAAAACAUAAAUAUUUGGAUGUUGUAGAGUUUGAGGAAGUGGACAUUAGAACAGCUGAGAACACAGCGAUGUUGAACGACGAUUUGAGAGAAGCUGGCAGUGGCUUAGCUGAAUUAAACACAAUUUUAUCAUCUACGCAAACAAAGCUCAACAGAUUGAAGGGAGUAUGCGGUAGUCUGACGAACUUUUUUCGAGUUAAGCUCGCGUCCAAGGACAACCUGUCGUACUCGAGCGAGCCCAGUUACGUUGGUCAAACGAAUUACGACAAAGAUUAUGUUCCGCCCAAGCACUCGGAAACGGGCACCGUCAACUCGGGUCUUGGGCCAAACGACGGCGAGUUCGCUGAACACAAGACCAGAGUGAAACGGAACGGCGGCGACAUAAACUCCGCUAUAGAAGACUUAAAAGCAUUAGAGCGAAACGAGAAAACGCCCAUUUUGAAGAUCGAUAAGCAGGUGACAUCUCAAAAUAGCAAGUUAGAUAAUCUGAUAAUGCAAGCGGAGAGGGCGCAGUCGUCGCUGCAGCAUCAGAACAAACAAAUGAGAAGUUUUCUACGU
Molecule: messenger RNA, 639 nt
Organism: Iphiclides podalirius (scarce swallowtail)
Lineage: Eukaryota; Metazoa; Arthropoda; Insecta; Lepidoptera; Papilionidae
Source: the annotation of a GenBank genome assembly